Molecule: messenger RNA, 1198 nt
Organism: Suncus etruscus (white-toothed pygmy shrew)
Lineage: Eukaryota; Metazoa; Chordata; Mammalia; Eulipotyphla; Soricidae
Gene: TIMM50
Product: translocase of inner mitochondrial membrane 50
Exons: 11
Coding region: 32-1090 (352 amino acids)
Molecular function (GO): phosphoprotein phosphatase activity
Source: RefSeq, a predicted model, not a curated record
GUGGGCGUGGACGCGUGACGUCAGCGCGAAGAUGGCGGCCUCGGCGGCGCUGCUCCUGCGCUUGCGGAGCGGGCUGCGGCUCGGGGCGCGGGGACUGUGCGCGAGGCUGGCGCCGCCGCCCCCGGGGGCCCCGGAGCAGGCUGCAGAGAUUGGGAGCCAAGGGAGCACUCAGGCCCAGGGGUCUCCACAGCAGCGAGGCACAGAGGGGCCGGGUUAUGCCAAAAAGGUGGCCCUGUGGCUGGCUGGGCUGCUGGGCGCUGGUGGGACCGUAAGCAUCGUCUAUAUCUUCGGAAACAACUCUGUGGAUGAAAGUGGUGCCAAGAUUCCUGAUGAAUUUGACAAUGAUCCAAUUCUGGUACAGCAGUUGCGCCGGACGUACAAAUAUUUCAAAGAUUAUAGACAGAUGAUCAUCGAGCCCACCAGCGCCUGUCUCCUUCCAGACCCCCUGCGGGAACCUUACUACCAGCCUCCCUACACCUUGGUGCUCGAGCUCACUGGAGUCCUCCUGCACCCUGAGUGGUCGCUGGCCACUGGCUGGAGGUUCAAGAAGCGACCGGGCAUUGAGACCCUGUUCCAGCAGCUCGCCCCCCUGUACGAGAUCGUCAUCUUCACGUCCGAGACGGGCAUGACGGCGUUUCCGCUCAUUGAUAGCGUCGACCCCCACGGCUUCAUCUCCUACCGUCUCUUCCGUGAUGCCACCAGAUACAUGGACGGGCACCACGUAAAGGACAUUUCCUGCCUGAACCGGGACCCGGCACGAGUGGUCGUGGUGGACUGCAAAAAGGAGGCCUUCCGGCUGCAGCCCUUCAACGGCGUGGCCCUGCGGCCCUGGGAUGGCAAUUCAGACGAUCGCGCCUUGCUGGACUUGUCUGCCUUCCUCAAAACCAUCGCUCUGAAUGGUGUGGAGGAUGUCCGGACUGUGUUAGAGCAUUAUGCCAUGGAGGAGGACCCUCUGGAAGCCUUUAAACAGCGGCAGAGCCGGCUGGAGCAGGAGGAGCAGCAGCGUCUGGCUGAACUCUCCAGGUCCAGCAAGCACAACCUCUUUGGUGCACUCACGAGCCGCUUGUGGCCUCGCUCCAAACAGCCCUGAUUUCGGGGCCCCCCUCAGACUUGGUGCCCGGCUCCUGGCUCCCCCCACCUCACACCCCAUGCCAGGCUCGGGCAGCCACCAGUUCAAUAAAGUCUGUCCCAGAUGCCA